AUGUCUGAUACACAGGCGAGGGGCCAGCAGGCCAUGUUAGAUUCCAGACGUCCGUUCUUCUACCCAGAUAGCAGUAGUGAUACAGAGGAGUAUAGAAGGGACAGCGAAGAGCGUCGCAAGAGAUUAUCUAGACGCAACAUUUCCAACGUACGUAGACCAAAUAUGAUGUCGAAAACUCAGUCUCCUAAUGCACCUAUACCAUCCACUUCCAGUCAAGAACCGAAGACAGACAAGAAGAAUCUCAUCGGUGAAGACAGAAUAACUUUAGUAGUUGAUAAUACUAGAUUUGUUGUUGAUCCUGCUCAAUUCACUGCACAUCCAAAUACAAUGCUUGGAAGAAUGUUUAGUUCAGGCAUAGACUUCACACAUACCAAUGAGCGUGGAGAAUAUGAAGUGGCUGAGGGCAUCUCGGCCACAGUAUUCAGAGCAAUUCUAGAGUACUAUAGAGGUGGCACUAUCCGCUGCCCUCCAACGGUCUCUGUGCAAGAGCUAAGGGAGGCUUGUGAUUAUCUCCUGGUGCCUUUUGAUGCCAAUACUGUGAGGUGUCAGAAUCUCAGAGGCCUUCUUCAUGAACUAUCAAAUGAAGGAGCUCGCCGUCAAUUUGAGACAUUCCUGGAGCGUCUUAUUCUACCACUGAUGGUGGAAUCUGCUCAGCGUGGUGACAGAGAGUGCCAUGUAGUAGUGCUAUUGGAUGAUGACUCCGUGGAAUGGGAUGAGGAGUAUCCUCCCCAAAUGGGAGAUGAGUACAGUCAGACAGUACUUUCCACUCCAUUGUACCGAUUCUUUAAGUAUAUUGAAAAUAGAGACGUCGCGAAACAAGUAAUGAAAGAGCGCGGUCUUAAGAAAAUCCGUUUAGGCGUCGAAGGCUACCCUACAUACAAGGAGAAAGUCCGCAAAAGGCCCGGAGGCCGCGCUGAAGUGAUAUACAACUAUGUGCAGCGGCCCUUUAUUCACAUGUCCUGGGAGAAGGAGGAAGCUAAAAGCCGACAUGUGGACUUUCAAUGUUUUAAAUCGAAAUCCGUCACUAAUUUGGCUGAAGCUACUGCAGAUCCUGUUACCGAAUUGGAGCCGGUGAGGGCCCGUGAAGAGGUGGAGGCACCAGAGAACCCCGAAGAGCAGCCGGAGGAGCAGUGA
Messenger RNA from Pieris macdunnoughi, 1134 nucleotides. NCBI's taxonomy places the organism in Eukaryota, Metazoa, Arthropoda, Insecta, Lepidoptera, Pieridae. The record is from the annotation of a GenBank genome assembly.